Molecule: messenger RNA, 7378 nt
Organism: Hirundo rustica (Barn swallow)
Lineage: Eukaryota; Metazoa; Chordata; Aves; Passeriformes; Hirundinidae
Gene: LANCL3
Product: LanC like family member 3
Exons: 5
Coding region: 1-1236 (411 amino acids)
Biological process (GO): carbohydrate metabolic process; peptide modification
Cellular component (GO): plasma membrane
Source: RefSeq, a predicted model, not a curated record
AUGGAGAGCCAGCGCUGCUUCGCCAACCGCUUCGAUGACUACCCGGGCAGCCCCGCGGCGGCGCCGGACAGGGAGGCGGCGGUGCCGCUGGUGACGGCCACCAUCGAGCGCAUCCUGCGGGAGCUGCCGCCCCUGGGCGGCCCCCGCGGCUGCCCGGGCGGGCUGUACGGCGGCGUGGCCGGCGUGGCCUACAUGCUGUACCACGUCGCGCAGUGCCCGCUGUUCGCGCCGUCGCGGGACUCGUACCUGCGGGCCGCCCGCCGCGUCGUGGACGCCUGCCUGCGCUACCAGGAGGGAUGCGGCGAGGCCGACGCCGACACCCGCGCCGCCUUCCUGCUGGGCGGCGCCGGGGUGUACGCCGUGGCCGCGCUGGUCUACCGCGCCCUGGGGCUGCCCGAGUACGCGCGGCCGCUGGGCAAGUUCAGGGAGCUGAGCGAGGUCUGCGCGCCGCUCUCCUUCCUGGAGUGCGGCUCCGACGAGCUGUUCGUGGGCCGCGCCGGCUACCUGUGCGCCGCGCUGGUGCUGAAGCAGCGGCUGGGCGUGGAGGUGCUGACUGCAGCACAAAUUAAAUCAAUCUGCCUGGCCAUACUGGAAUCAGGAAAACAGUAUGCAGUGAAGAAGAGGAAGCCAGUCCCACUGAUGUAUUCCUACUAUGGAACAGAGUACCUUGGUGCAGCACAUGGGCUUUCCUCAAUCCUGCAGAUGUUGCUCUCCUAUUAUGAGUACCUGCAGCCAGCAGAUCAGGAGCUGGUGUGGCAGAGUGUGGAUUUCCUGAUGGACCAGGAACAGAACAGCAACUGGCCCCCUGAGCUGGGGGAGACAAUCGAGCGGGAGAACGAGCUGGUGCACUGGUGCCAUGGAGCUCCAGGCAUUGCAUACCUGUUUGCCAAAGCUUACCUGGUUUCCAAGAAGCCUCAAUAUCUGGACACUUGCAUCCGCUGUGGAGAGCUCACCUGGCAGAAAGGGCUGCUGAAGAAGGGCCCUGGAAUAUGCCACGGGGUUGCUGGUAGUGCUUAUGUGUUCCUGCUGCUGUACAGGCUCACUGGGAACUCCAAGUACAUAUACAGGGCACAAAGGUUUGCGGAGUUCUUAUUUACAGAAGAAUUUAAGUCUGGUUCCCGGGCACUAGAAAGUGUAUAUAGUCUGUAUGAAGGUUUCUCAGGAACUGUGUGUUUCCUGACUGACUUGCUGCAACCCAACCAAGCCGAGUUUCCUCUCUUCAGUGUCUUUGUCUAAAGACUGAUGUUCUCCAGGGCCACAUCCCGGAGGUAGUGGGAGAGGGCACCUGCAGUUCCACUUACUUGUCAAGACAGGCAAUUUCCAAAACGAGAUGGGGUACCACUAAUGCUAGCCUUAAUGUAGCUGGGAGUCAGAUCAAAACCAACACACACUAAGGCUUGGGGGGUGGGAAAGUGUGUGGUCAAAAUAAAUGGGUCGGUGGGGAAAAAAAAUGGGGGAGCUGAUUGAAUCUGAUGUCAUAGAUAUUUAUCUAGUUAUUCAAGUGAGAGAGAAAGGGGCAUUAUCAAACUUUUAAUUUGGUGAAAAAAAAAAGGCAAGCUAGAAUUGCAAGGACAUGCAAAGAGGAAACAGUGAUGCACCCAACAGGUUUUCAAGAGUCCUGCAAAAACCGUUUGUGGAGCAAUGUGCUAAUUGGGGAGGCUGUUGUAGACAUGUCGCUGCACUGCACAAAGGCAAAAUCUGGGAUUUUUUUACCUAAAUCACAUCUGCUAGUUUUAGUAACAUGAAUUAGGAAAAUCUGUAUCUUUGAGUUCUUUGGUCCUCAUAUAAUGCGUAUAAUGGCAGUUCUGUAGAUAGCUGUGUGUUCAGGCUGCAGUUUCAGAGUUCAUUUCAGCAAGUGGGGUCUGGUGUGUAAAUGAGCACUGAACUGGACCCUUCCUUUUAGAGCUCAGUCAGUGGCAAGGAGCUGGUCUCCUUUCUGAUCUACUGUACCUGUGUCACGUCAGAAUUUUCCCAGUCACGUGGAAGAUGGGUGGAGCCGUGGAGAAGACUUGGGUUGAAAAGUUCUGUAGCAAAGAUACAGCAGGCAGAUGCUUUCUUCAUGGUACAGCAUUUCUAGAUAGGCAUUGUUCAGUGAUAACAAAAGCUUCCUUCAAAAAUUAAUUACUUUUAGUAACAUUUCUGAGCAGUACCUUAAGUUUUUCUGAUGAUAGAAAACCUAUUUUCCUUGAUGAACUCUUCACUACAAACCCUGCAAAGUGAAUACAAUCCUGGAAUGGCAUACUGAUCCUCAGAAAAAAAAACUGAUAACAAAAUUCAAAAUUGCUUUUUUUUUUCCUAGUUAGCAAAAUAAUGUAUAUGCCCAAAUGAUUUUUAGCUAGAAAAUCAUUUAGAUAGAAAUAAAUGGGUUGCUCAAUACUAGUUGCACUAGCAUGUAUAGUUGCAAUUAUAUGCUGUUUUUCUAUAUAUUAUAGAUAUGUUAACAUGGUACUUGAAAGCUGAAGAAAACACUAACAUAGAUUUGUACUAAAAAAUAGAAAAUUAAUAUCUGUAUUUAAAACCUAUUUACUAUUUAUUUAUUUUUAUUUAUAUGGAAAUAAUAUCUGUAAAGACAAAUUGGGAAAACCAAUAUGUCAAAAACUGAGGUUAGAGAGAAAAAGCUGCUGUACAUGCACUGCCAAACAAUGCAGUCCCUCUUCCUGCAUUCUCAGCUGGAGGAGAUUACAAUUUCUUUAUUUUUAAUGCCUAAUGGAUUAAAGUUCCCAUUUCAUUUCAGUGGGCUUUGAUCAGGCUAUAAGUUGGAGCUGGGUCUUGCAAUCCUUCUACAUUUUAAUAUAAUAAUCCCUUCCUGCUCUUGCCACUGGUUUUUUAAUGAGAUGGCUUGCAUUAUUAUGAGCUUCAGAUAAGGAUUUCUGUUACUGUCUUGCACUGUAUGGCUCUAAUUAAUUACUUAAUCAUAGAAAUAACACAGUUCUUAAAACACGUAAGUUGAAAGGUUAAAUGGUCUUUUAAGAAAGCCACUAAUGUCACUUAUUUGGUUACUCUGAGCAGUGGGAUGUGUGCACACAGAGGGAUGAAUUCCAUAGGGAGGGUGUACACAUGAGGCUGAACCAAAAAGUCCAUGGAUAUGGGAGUGUGUUCUGCCCAGCCCUGUGGAAAUGCUCCUGGUUAGAUCAGAGCAAAGCCAAUUGUCAGUAGUGAAGAUCCCAAAUCCGUUAGGAUUUUUGAUCUAGUUGGUUCCUGUAAUGCAUUUGGCUCCUAUAUUUGAUAACUGGAACCUUCUUAAAAGUUUAAGGAAGGUAAAACUUGGCCUCUCCACUUCUUUUAAAUGUGAUUCUUCACAAAUGCCAGGAAAUAAACACUGAGCUCAGUGUCAGUUUUCUAGUGGUUUUUCCUGUGUUGUCUCUCUUCGUAAAAUUUCUUCCAGUUCACAUUCAGAGGAGACUGAUCUUCUCUGUGUUGUGAUCAACAGCAAGCUCAAAACAGAUCUCCGGUCCCCACAACCAUUCUUUGUAUAUGGAGCCAGAUGUUUUGGAGAGAGAAAGAAAACAAUUAUUUGAGUAAGAGUUAAUCCAUUCAACAAUGAGAAAACUCAUGGAAUGGCCCAGUUUAUGAAAUGUAGGUCCCAAACAUCUCUGCAGGUUAUGUGAGUUCAGCACUGACUCCGGCAAGGGCAGCACAGUCUCAUGGGAUACAUCUGGUAAAAACCUUGGAACAUAUUUGUUCAUCUCUUUCAUCAGAUAUGGCAGUUUGAGCUUCCUCUCAGAGAUUUGUGGCUUUUCUUACCUGCCCUGGCUGGAUUAAGGUGGCUUCUAGAUGUGCUGCAGUCAUGGAUUCUGAACACAGUGCAAAUACACCCCAGCUCUUUAGAAAAUGCCACUCAUUAAAUGAACAGGUUUUUUUUCAUCUUUCCCCUCUUUAUUGUCUUACUGAUUUUUUUCUCUGUACUACAUAUGCUGUUACAAACGUGCUGUUGCAAUCUUUAUUUGUUGCUUUUAAGGUAUGGACAGAGCAGCAACCUGAGUAGAGCUGUCAGCACUUUUCAGUGUAAUAAAAAGUAAGGUCCUCUGUGUACCCUUCUUCCUGCUUUGAGAAAUCAAUCUUGCAACCUUUGCUAGACAUUCUCCAUGGGAUGCUGUCUCCUCCUGCUCCCGAAUUGGGCCCUUAUGGACUGAAAAAUAUGUUCCUGAACAGAUUCUGCCCUGGUGCUGUGGCAAAAGACUGUGUUGUGGGAAACUCAAGAAGCCUCUUUCAGGGUGUAAAAUGGAGUAACUAUGUCAUGUUUGCACAUUAGUUUCUUGGUUGUGUUUAGUUUCUAAAGUGUAGGCAAUAGGAAUUUAAGUGAUAUAAUAGUAUUUCUGAUUAUGCUGUUAAAGCAAAGAGGAUGCAUUAUGUGGGUAUUGGUGCUUAUUUGUGAUGUACCUGUGUUUGUGUGGUGCUGUUUGUGAGUAAAGCUGUAGAUUACACGAGUUUAAGGAGCUAUAUACACUGUUCAUGACUUUUAGCCUGCCAUCCAUAGAUUACUGUCACAGAAUAAUUUUGAGGGAAACUAGAUCUGUAGUGUUCAGAUGUAUUGAUUUCAAGGUUCAUAGAACCAGAUGCAACAAGUUUUAUCAACAGUACAGUUCUAGCAAAUAUAUCUUUAUUUUUACCUGCUACUCACAACUUCUUGUCAUAAUAACAUGUUCAUUUUGUGCCACUGCUUUCAACAUCUGCUUUGUUUGCAUCAUUGUUGCCUUCAGUUUCCCUGCUUUUGUUUCCCAACCUAUGAAUAACUUGAGGAGGCUGAAGAAACAGCCCAGGUCUUUUGUUCUUGAAAAUAAGAUUGAUUGAUUUUGCUUAAGCAGGGUGUUCUACGAACUUGCAUUACAUUAUUUUGUAAUUUGCAUUACAUUAUUUUGCUUCCGGAUGGUCUCUUCUCACUGGCUGUGCCAUUUCCCACCUGCUAAGGAAAAAUCAUUAUCCUGUAUAACAACUCUCACUGGUGUUUUACUUCAUUAAAUAAAACAGAGACUUUCUAGGGAGCAUGGUCACUUCUCCAGUGUUCCGGUUCUGUUAGGACAAUCAAAACCAAGUGAAAUGGCUAAGCUUUCCAAAAUACAGUUUUAAAUAGUUCUAGGAAAUAAACAUAAGGGAGUGUGAGUAAAGGGAUCACCUUCAUUGCUACUCUGUCAUUUUAAGUAAUGCCACUUUGAUGUUCUAAUACUGAUUAUAUAUGGACCUGGAAAGAAUAUGACAAGAAUAUUGAUUGGUUUUUUAAAUACUGUGAAAAAAACCAAACUGUAGGUAUCUGCUGUAUUCAGAAAUGUAGAGGGGCAAUAUGUGCAAAUGGAAACUUUGAUAAGCAAUCAAGUUUUUGUACUCACAUGGUUUUCUGCAUAUACAGUUACAGCAUCUGCCAGCAUAUUGCAUGUUUUAUGCCAACAGUGACCUAUUUUAGUGUAUGCAUGCAUUUUGGGAAUAUAUCCUUGUUCUUUGGAUCUCUGAGGUCUGCCAAGUAAAUCUCAGGUGCAGUAAUCUUCUACAUGCCUUGAAUAUUCACUGGCAUGAGUGCAUAUUCUAAUCUGUAGGAAGAUUAGAUAUCAGGACUAAAAUUGCCCUUUAGAUUUUCAAAGAGUAAUCUUGCUCUGAAGCACUAACAAUUGCUGGCUGGCAGCACAGCCUGGACUGCUCUGAGAAGACAUUUCACUUUAUAUAAAUAUGUCUUAGACUAAGUAGUAGCAGCAGAAAGCUACAUUGAAAAGAAUUAAGAAAAUGACCAAAAAUCCCACUGUGAGGGGAACAACAUGCUUCAAAGCCAUAAGCCAAAAAUGCUCAGGGCCCACAAAACAAUACAGCAAUUUAGGGAUGUGAAUAGGCAUUUUCCAAGGAAACAGCACAGUGUUUCAUGGAACAGGUAGUGGUACAGCAAGCACUGUGCAGGUUUCAGCUGCCUUGGACAGCACUCCAUUGCCAUUAUAGCAAAUUCAUCAAAUGUUAAAACACAUUUGCCUGUGAAGGAGUUGCCUAUAGCUGAACCUACUGCCUACUCCCAUCUUUUAAUGGAACAGAAGUGAUGUGCACUAUCCAUGAUGAGGCAGUUUAAAAAAAUUCAUUGAAGAAGCCAAUAGCAGCAACUUUUAAAUCUGCCUUUGAGUUACUAAACUUGACAAAUUUGUGCUGCCACCGUUGGUCCUAUACCCCAUCUAUUUGAAGUUCUACAUCAUGCCCUCAAAAAAAAUUAAUUUAUAAAUAGCAGUCUGCUUGAAAAUACAUAAGGCCAUAUUUAUUUUUAAUGCUUAGAAGGGAGUCCCUUGACUUUGUUCAUUGCAUGACUCAAAGAGAAGAUGGAGGAAUUUAAGUCAAGAACAGCAGUACCAACUAGAAUGGAAGAAAAUUGAUUAAAAAUUCAUUUGGCCCAGUGGUAUAAUGAUAUUUGAAUACAAGAUAUUUUAUAGUGUACUAAUAUUCAGCAACAGCAUUGUUUGACUGUGUAGAAGUCCUUAAGCCAAUUCUAUCCUAUAGGGAAUAGAAAAGGAAUAGAAAACAGAUUCUGGUCCAACAUAAUUUUUACUUUGUUUGGAAGAGAAAGGCUGUCUGAUCAGAAAUUUAACUCUGCUGCUGUCUUCAUUACCAUGACCACGCAAGAGAGAAGGGUUUCCUUUAACAAUGCUCUGGCUUUGCCACUGAAUUGGCCUCCUGCACUCAUUUGAAGGGCCUGAUAGGCCACCUGCUGAUGUCAGUGGCAAACCACUUUAUUCCAGGCAUGUAAGGUAGUUCCUUCCACGUGUGUGAAACAGGGGUAAAAACUUUAUCAUUCCAGACCCCAGGCCUACAAACUUUCCUUUACACAUGAGUCCCAUGGAAUUAGUAAGGCUUGUUUGUGUAGGAUGAGGAAAGCACAGGUGUUUGCAUAUGCAGGGCCCUAUUUGAUAGCAAUUUAUACACAUUUUAUCUCGAUAUCUCUGCAAUAUACGUGAAUACCAAUACAAAUAAAAAGUACAGGGAACUUAAAUGGCAUUAUUUCAUGUACAGUUUGUGUGGGUGCCACUUGAUUAUUCAGUAUAUUCCAGUGUGUGAUAUUCAUUCCUUGAGUAUUGCCACAGCCUAGAUUGGUUUCUCGGUGUUACAGCUAUUCACAGCCAUGAUGUGGUAACAGGCCUGUAGAAUCAAGGCUGAUUUGAUUCUUUAGAGAUGCACCUUAUUGUUUGAAAGCAGGACCCCUGCUUUUCUAAUAUUUUGAACACUGUGAUCUUUCAGAAUGUGUUUAUUGUAUUAGUUUUGUAUUGUAGAUUAUGACAGAAACUAGAUUUUAUAGCUUUUUAAAAGCAGUGAUAAUACUAAGCUUCAUAGUGGCAGAACAAACUGUGUAUAUCCAUAUUAUGAAUAUUAAAGCUGUGAUUAUAUUUUGCCUUAAAUAAAAGUCCAACAUUGAACGGUA